UGUGAGAAAAGUACGGCCUCCUUGUAACCAAAAGAAAAAGUUGAUUACGAGAUUUUGGUUUUCCCUCCCCUUCAGUAACCAGUUACUUGGUUACCAACUCAUGACCAUCUCUAAUGGCUAAUCAACCACCCCCAACAACAAAUACGCCAACAACAGCGAUCGAGGAAAUUCCUCCAGCGUCCGGCAACACCUCCGCGUUCACUCUUCUAACCCGUAUUGGCAAAGGUUCUUUCGGAGAAGUGUUCAAAGGUAUUGACAAUAGGACCCAGCAAGUUGUUGCCAUCAAAAUAAUUGACCUUGAAGAAGCUGAAGAUGAAAUUGAAGAUAUUCAGCAGGAAAUUAUGGUUCUAUCUCAAUGCGAUUCACCUUAUGUUACAAAAUACUAUGGAUCAUACCUGAAGGGAACUAAAUUAUGGAUCAUCAUGGAAUAUCUUGGUGGGGGUUCAGCUUUAGAUUUAAUGAAAGCUGGUAACAUCGAAGAAAAUUUGAUUGCUGUUAUCCUCCGAGAAGUUCUCAAAGGAUUAGAUUACUUACAUUCAGAAAGGAAAUUACACAGAGAUAUCAAAGCUGCUAAUGUUUUGCUUUCAGAGCAAGGUGAUGUAAAAUUGGCAGAUUUCGGAGUAGCCGGACAAUUGACUAAUACAACCAACAAAAGGAAUACAUUUGUAGGAACUCCUUUUUGGAUGGCUCCUGAAGUUAUAAAACAAUCUAAUUAUGAUUCUAAGGCUGAUAUUUGGAGUCUCGGUAUUACCGCAAUAGAAUUGGCAAAAGGAGAACCGCCUAAUUCUGACUUACAUCCAAUGAGAGUUCUCUUUCUUAUACCCAAGAACAAUCCACCUCAACUUACAGGAAACUAUAGUAAACAGUUUAAGGAAUUUGUCGAAGCUUGCCUCAACAAGGAUCCCGAAAAUAGACCAUCAGCCAAGGAACUUCUCAAAUUUCCAUUCAUCCGUAAAGCCAAGAAAAAUUCUCAUUUAAUUGAUUUAAUAGAACGAUAUAAAAGGUGGAAGGCUGCUGGUGGCGGUCAAAGUGAUAGUGACUCUGAAGCCUCUGACUCUAGCGAUGACUCUAAGAACAAUAGUGAAGGUGAUAAUCUUAACUGGGACCUAACUAUUAAACCCCAGAUCAGUCCAUUUAUUUUGAAUAAAUCGGGUACAGUGAAGGAUUCUGAGCUUUCGUCCUUAUCAAAUUCCCAUAAAGAAACCUCUUCCGUAUCGUCUUUCCUAUCCUCUUCCACAUCUUCCACAUCAUCCAACAGCGCCAAGUCUCAAAUUAAUGGUGUCUCCAAGGUAUCUACUAAAAUAAAUGUUACUCCAAAGAAAACCGUUGACGUCAAAACGAAGCCUAAGAAUGGUGAUGCUAAAAAUGGCAAUGCCUCUAAAAAUGUUAAAGAAAAGAUAAAAGACGAGAUACCUGUUGCUAAAUCGUCCAAGGAUAAAUACCGUCCAAGAAGUCCCACAACUCCAUUAACUUCAACAGUAUCUUCUGUUGAUAGUAAUGCUUCCAAAAAUAGUAAUUUUAGUAGUUCAUCAUCACCUGCACGGGAACACCGAAUGAAACCAAACCCACUAGUACAAUAUUCAGACAAAUUUGAUUCUGAUGUAUCUGAAAAGUAUAGUUCUACGGACAAUCCAUCUUGCUCCUAUGUUACCCCAACCUUCCCUAAUAAUCGUAAAACUCCUGGACGCACAGACAAAGACUUAGAUCAAGUGACCAGUAAAUUAGAGAAGGCAAAUUUGUUAAAAUCUUCUUACACGACAAUGAUUCUUAAUCCAGUUUUCAACGAGCUGAAAGCGAAAUACUCCAGAAAUAGUUUAGGAACAAAAAGUGCUAAAGCUGAAACAAUUGAUGAACUCAGACGCGCCUUUGACCUCGCAGAGCAAAUAUACCCGGGAGUGAGUGAUUUUUUUGUCAAAGAAGUUUUAUCAAGCCUGAGCAAUCGGCCAAUUGAUGAAAAUAUUUCAUUUUCGAGUAAAUCGGCAUCAUCGUCUUCAUCAUCUUACAAUCAAAGUAAUAUCAGUAAGAUUGUAUCAUCACCGUCUCAUUCUUCUUCGUCAUCUUCCUCUGUUGCCUCUUCGCCCUCAUCUCAUUAUCCUCCACGUCCAGUUGUACCGAACCCAGUUUACAACAAAACAUCUCUUCGUGGUAAUGACAAUUACAUGUAACAUAUCUAUACAGUAAGAUUUAAAAAAAACAUAAAAAUAAUGCAUUGCAGAUUGGAAUUGUCUUUGACUGACAAAAAGUGAAACAUAACAUGAGACAUGUUUUUCAUCGUCAUCAUAUCGAAACUGAGAAGCAAAGAGAAGUGAAAAAGGAAUUACAAUGCAUAUAUCACUCCAGAUUCUCUUCUCAAUAUCAUAAUGAAAAGCAACUAAAAUGCAUUAUCAUCAUGGAUCAAUCAUUUUUGGAAUCCCUCCGUUUCUAUAAAAGUCUAUUUAUUUAUUCCGUGAAUAGCAAUACAAGAUUGCACAUUGGAUAUUUGGAAAGCUUAAAUUAGCAAAAACAAAGAGCAAUUAAAGUGGUCUAUGUCAUCCUUGCCUACGAAGAAAAUAUGAAUACUUUUCAAAUUACAGAAGUUUAAUUAUAAAGCAUCAACAAAUCGGUUCAGUAUUCGGAAAAAAAAGAUGUAAUUAACCAAAUUAAUAAUUCCAUGGCAACUUAUUUUAAAUCUUUUUACAUUUCAUAGUUACAGCUAUAGUGUUUUUUAUACAAUAUCUUAAUAUUGCUUUUCUAAAGCAUGUUGUUUAUGUGAUUAUCUUAUUAUAUUAUUAUUAUAAUUACUAUUAUUUGUCAUCAAAAAGAUUGUAAAAAAUCAAAGGAAGUACAACAUUUUUUCUUCUAUGUCUUGUUAACAACUAACAUGCCUAGAUAUUUUCUGUCAAUAUGUGACCAUGAAAGAAAGAUAAUUGUUAUUGACUACCGGUGAAAACAUUUAGCUUAAAAUCAAAGAUACUUUGAAUAAAUACAAUUUUAGGUUCAAGAUGAAUCGAAAACCCUAAUAAAAAAUAAACAUCAGAUAUGUUA
This is a messenger RNA of Tetranychus urticae (two-spotted spider mite), 3024 nucleotides long. RefSeq lists its product as uncharacterized. NCBI's taxonomy places the organism in Eukaryota, Metazoa, Arthropoda, Arachnida, Trombidiformes, Tetranychidae. Gene Ontology annotation, biological process: protein phosphorylation. The record is from RefSeq and is a predicted model, not a curated record. Gene Ontology annotation, cellular component: cytoplasm. Gene Ontology annotation, molecular function: ATP binding; protein serine/threonine kinase activity.